This is a messenger RNA of Diaporthe amygdali, 861 nucleotides long. RefSeq lists its product as uncharacterized. Bases 1 to 861 code for a protein of 286 amino acids. Gene Ontology annotation, biological process: DNA-templated transcription; regulation of transcription by RNA polymerase II. Lineage: Eukaryota; Fungi; Ascomycota; Sordariomycetes; Diaporthales; Diaporthaceae. Gene Ontology annotation, molecular function: DNA-binding transcription factor activity, RNA polymerase II-specific; RNA polymerase II cis-regulatory region sequence-specific DNA binding. The record is from RefSeq and is a predicted model, not a curated record. The transcript has 3 exons.
AUGCAGGAUGCGUCUGUCCGGAUAUGGUUUGGCUCUUGGCGAUGCUCACUCAUGGGCAUUGGUGAGCAAGCUCUGCAGCGGCGGCGCGCCAGACCGCAGAUAUCUUCUACCGACCAUCUCAGCAGUAGUUUCCUAGACUACAGUCUCCACCAAGACCCCUCGGCGGCGGCAGGGCUCAGUCUCGAUCCCUCGAAUGCAGACUUCCUGUCGCCACUGCUCUGGUCCGGCAACUCUACUGGAGGUACAUAUGCUGCCCAAGACCCUCUGUCGUUUGGGCAAGCCUGGGAUACGUCGGGCGAGAAGUUUCCGUCUUCUGCCGUGCCCCCCCUCGAUCUCAACUUCAAUUUCGACCCUGCCCUGAUAGACGCCCUCCCUGAGUCUACAAAUAUCCCAGAUUUCUUCGUUGAUACUCCACGCCAUCUCAGCGCCAAUAUCCAUCACCCUCACAUGCUGACAUCACCUCGAACCCUCGACCCCAUCACUGCCACCAUCGCGCCCACUGCUGUUGUUCCCACUGCCACUGCCACUGCCACCGCCGCUACUUCAAGCGGAAGCAAGUCGCCAGCGUCCUCUCAGUCCGACGGCAGUCCGCGGCCUGUCGGCGCCAGUGGAGCCGGUCGACAGCCUGCCAGGCCGAUUGAAGACCCUGACAUCGUGCUCAAGCGCCAGCGCAACACCAUCGCGGCGCGCAAGUACCGACAGAAGCGCCUCGACCGGAUUCAGGAGUUGGAGGACGCCUUGGACAGUGUGACUCGUGAGAGGGAUGACUUGAAGCUUCGGCUUGCGAGGCAAGAGGCUGAAACGGCGGCUCUCAAGGAGAUGAUGCGGAUGAAUUCUGGGCAGUCCAGUGAUAGAAAUUGA